AUGGCCUGGAGUCGCCAUUCACGUCUUCACGAAACCGUGAAAGAACAAAUUCCAGCCCUUGGAUUCUUUCUGUUCUAUCCACAUCAUGCAACAAUGAUAGUCUACGUCGACUACUUAGAGGGAAAACUCACUCAUAUGAUAUUCACCGCCGGAAAGUCGGUUCCAGAAAGAACUCUACGAAGACCAUGCAACCUGCUCAUUGCUGCGUUGUCUCUCAGCGAUGCGAUGCUGAUGUGCUCAAGCCUUAUAUCUACAGCCUACCAUAGCAUCCACACCUUGAUCACAUCUUACCCGAAGUUCUAUCUUAUGGUGCAACUCCUACCAGGAUGCUUACUUGGUAUAACGUUGGACAUAACGGUGCUUGUUUAUCGAAUGCAAGACGAAAAAGUGGUGUGCCUCGUGAUGGUACCACUGCAAGGCAAAAUUUUGGAAGUCUACAUCAAGAUAGCUUUGAUUGUUUGUAUUAUGAUAACUACGAGCAAUGUAUGCUUCUUAUUCUUCCUGAAGAAAAUCCGCAUGUGCAGUGAAAAAGUGAGGAGCAUUCACCGCUCCGUGAUCAUCAUAAGCCUUUCUUUUGUAUUCGGCUAUUUUGCAAGCGUAAUCAUUCAUUUUGUCAACGUGAUCUUACAUCUUAACAUUAAUCAGGUUUUCUUGAAUCAAUCUGCUGGAAUCUUUGUUUCCUUUGCUACUUCCGCCAACUUCUUUAUUUAUUACGGAAUCAGCCGUGAAUAUCGUGGAAUUUUCGACAAACUUCUCGGAAUCGGUCGUCUUAAGAUGUUCCUGUUCUAUGAUGAAGAGCGCACUUUCACUCAGCAAUCGACACUGAGAGAAUCUCGUGUAUUGAAUAGAAUUGUGACUGACGGCUACGCUUAG
Messenger RNA from Haemonchus placei, 873 nucleotides. Lineage: Eukaryota; Metazoa; Nematoda; Chromadorea; Rhabditida; Trichostrongylidae. The record is from the annotation of a GenBank genome assembly.